Molecule: messenger RNA, 573 nt
Organism: Encephalitozoon cuniculi GB-M1
Lineage: Eukaryota; Fungi; Microsporidia; Unikaryonidae
Product: RNA polymerase II subunit A C-terminal domain phosphatase
Exons: 1
Coding region: 1-573 (190 amino acids)
Biological process (GO): termination of RNA polymerase II transcription
Cellular component (GO): nucleus; mRNA cleavage and polyadenylation specificity factor complex
Molecular function (GO): RNA polymerase II CTD heptapeptide repeat phosphatase activity
Source: RefSeq, marked provisional
AUGAAACUCGCCGUCACCUGUGCAAUGAACCAGAACAGAAGCAUGCAGACGCACGACUUGCUUGCAAAGAAGGGAAUUCCUGUCAAAUCAUUUGGCACGAAUCCCGUCAUAAAGCUUCCCGGCGAAACGAUGGACAAGCCCAAUGUGUAUAACUUCGGAGUGACAUACCAGCAGAUCUACGACGACCUGUGCAUGAAGAACGAAGACCACUACAGGGAGUCUGGGAUUCUGUAUCUAUUGGAAAGGAACAUGGGUGUAAAGGAAAGACCGGAGAACUUCUUCCAGAGGAGCGAGGACUUUGACCUGGUGAUAACGUGCGAGGAAAGGGUGUUUACCAGCAUAUUUGAGUACUAUGCAGAUGCACCUUCGUGCACACAGUGCUUUUUCAUGGUGAACUUCGACAUCCGGGACACGCCGUCCGACGCAAUUGCUGGGGCGCAGGAGAUACUUGAGUUUGUCGAGGAUGUCCUCGCAAAGGAGGAGGAGCGACUGGAAUAUGCAGUGGACUCGGCGCUGAGGAGAUAUUUUGAGAGGAAAGGGGUUAUGCUCCUGUUUACUGUUGUGAAUUUAUAG